Bacillus rossius redtenbacheri is the source of this 4128-nucleotide messenger RNA. RefSeq names its product Krueppel-like factor luna. The coding region runs from base 42 to 929 and encodes 295 amino acids. The record is from RefSeq and is a predicted model, not a curated record. The transcript has 3 exons. Gene Ontology annotation, biological process: regulation of transcription by RNA polymerase II. Lineage: Eukaryota; Metazoa; Arthropoda; Insecta; Phasmatodea; Bacillidae. Gene Ontology annotation, molecular function: RNA polymerase II cis-regulatory region sequence-specific DNA binding; DNA-binding transcription factor activity, RNA polymerase II-specific.
GAAUGGUGGAGGUAUGACUCAUAAAUUUCACGUGCUACGAGAUGGAGCGCUACCUCAAGGACGAGCCCAAGCUGCAGUCGUGCAAGAAGCUGCCCACGGACCUGGACACCUCCUGGGACCUGUUCACGGCUCCGGUGACGGCCUCCUGGGCCAAGGUGGAGGUGGUGGACGGCUUGCAGCUGGGCGAGCGCGCGCUCAGCUGCGCCGUGCUCGUCAAGCAGGAGUACCACGUGGACGACGAGGACCUAGAGGACCUGGGGGAGGAGGAGGAGGAAGAGGACGAGGAGGAAGACGAGGAGUACUUCUUCGGCCACCGGAAAGCGCUGGAGCUGAGGCUGGUGGCGCGCGGGCAGGCCAUCCUGCCGACUCUGACGCCGCCGUCGAGCCCCGAGUCGGGGCAGGGCCACAGCAACAGCAGCCAGUCGAGCUUCGGCAGCGGCGGGCCCGCGACGACGGCGACGACUACGACGGCGACCCGGAUCGCCGCGAGGAGCCCCGGAGGCGCGGGCGGCCUGUCGCGGCUCGUCGCCGCGUCGCAGCCGCACCUCCCCAGGCCGGCGCCGGCCCCCGCGUCGCGCCACCACCACCACCACCACCACCACCACCACCACCACCACUCGCGCCACGACCACUCGCCGGACUCCAAGCGCAGGAACCACAAGUGUCAGUUCCCCGGCUGCAAGAAGGUGUACACCAAGAGCUCGCACCUCAAGGCGCACCAGAGGACACACACAGGGGAAAAGCCGUACAAGUGCUCGUGGAGCGGCUGCGAGUGGAGGUUCGCGCGCUCCGACGAGCUGACGCGCCACUACCGGAAGCACACGGGCGCGAAACCGUUCAAGUGCCGCCACUGCGACCGCUGCUUCUCGCGCUCAGACCACCUGGCGCUGCACAUGAAGCGCCACAGCGACUCUGCGCCUGCGCGCUAGGCAAGCCCCGCAGCGCACGGGCGCCCUGACGGCCGGGCAACCCGCGCGACACGGGUCCUUGCCCCUUGCGCGCCAGGCAACCCCGCUCGCCACCCACGUCGGGCGGGUGGCGUCACCAGCUCACCCAUGCCAAAAAUAAAAAACAAAAUCUUUUUUGAAAGUCGAAGAAAAAAAUAGUGUUAACGUGUUUAGCGAACAAGCAUCACUGCCAAGAUAACUGAAAACUAAUUUGGUUUAGAAUGUUUUUUUUUUUCUCUAUCGACUUGGCAAUUUUGCGAAAUAAAAACUUUCACACAGUAUCCAAUGGGGCCAGUUCAUAGAUUAGAUUGUAGUGUUUCCAAAGAAAUAAUAAUACAAAAGUAUAUUGCCCACAUUUCUGUUCUUAGAAUCUGAAAUAAAGUACCAUCACGAGGGGAAGUUAAUUUUUUUAAUUGUGUACACUGACGUUGGGCAUACAGAAAUUAUAAAAAUCUUAAACUGAAUUUCAAUCGACGAUGAUUGUCAACUGUUUUCAAAACAUGGCGGUGAGAAUUCUUGUGUGACUAGAAACUUGAUGGCGUGAAGUUGGCGCGAAAUUGUAAAAGUGACUUUAUAGUGCUUUCUAAGAUUGCCAAAUUCCAAUUUCUUAAGACAUCUGCUAAUAUACGUAUUUUUAUUGCUGCUGUAAUGACUGCUUAAGAUCUUCGUAUUAAUGUUCUUUCUUUUGCUGAGGUAUUGUUGUAGCUAAAUUUUUAUUAGAAAGUGCGAUGUCUGUCCCGCUUUAUUUAAGAAUUUGUUCUUAAAACGAGAAUAUAAGUCUACAGACACAAACAUGUACGUAACGAGAAAAAAUAUAUAUAUAUAUAAAAUUGAAGGUAGUAUACUUUUAGCGUUUAAAAAUGUUACAAUUUCAGAUCAUUUGUUAGUUGUCUGUUUUAUUAUUAACUGAAAUGAUGCUGCAUUUUUGUGUUGUGAUGUUUGCUAACUUUACUUACUUAGCUAAUCCUUCAUUCUGUUGUAUGUCGUUAGAUAAAUAUUAUUUUAUUUGUCUACUUGGUAGUUUCGAAGUGUACAGAGUAGCCCAUUGAAAAAAAAAAUGCAUCUCGUCCAAAACACAUAAUGAAGCUACCUUGUGAUCAAUAUCCAUUUUGUAACAUCAUGCUGAAAAUUAGCAUAACGUUUCACAUUGCAUAUUCACGCAGUUUCGUUUCAACUCAUUAUUAGUCGUAGUAUAUAAAGUGUCACGGCGAUGAUUGUCGGCGAGAAAGAAAUAAUUUUUUUAACCGGUGAUUUUACCGAAAUAAAAAUCUUUUUCUAAAAAAAAAAAAAAAUCAAUGUUUUGUAGUUAAGAGAACAAAAUGACUGGUUUUGAAAUUACUGGGGGGGAAAUUGAAACCCGCUGUAAAUUGAGUGGCUGUGUGAAUUUUAACUUUUUUUUUUUUGCUCGCGAGCAAUGAGAAGACUGGCAACACGUGAGCGCCACGUGGGAGAGACAAGACUUCGCCGAGCUCUGACGUGUAUGGAGUCUGAUCCCGCCAGUUCCCCCGUCGAUCACGGGAACGCGAGACCGGAGCGAGUGGUUUGCCCUCUGACGUGAUCGUAGUCAUGUGAGCGAAUGAAACAGUAAAUCAUCACUCCUCCCCCUUUACCCCUUUUCCAUCACCCGGGUUCAGAUGAGUCACCAUGUGUAUGUGUGCGAAACCCUUUAGCGUAUUUCACGAAUAGGUGACUGAUCAGUUAUUUACAAUUUUUCUGCCAUUUUACAAUUUUUUUCUAGAAUGCAAAAAAAAAUUCGAUUUCAUCGUUUAUUUUCCCUAUUCUUACAUUUUUAUUUUUGUAGUCCACUUCAAUCCGCAACAGAUUAUUGUUGCAUCUUUAACCAUAAAUGAAGUACAAAAUAUAUUUACCAUAUCCAGUAACUAGUUCUCAUUAUGUGAACCUUUAAGAGUGCAUGCAUGCAUGAUAAUGUAAAUAAAAUAAGUAUUUGCAGUUACUAAACUUUAGACUUUCAUGACCACGCAUUCACUGAGAGGCAUAGGCCUAUGAAUUUCUGAAAAAAAAAAGUUUGAUAAAAGUUUCUUAUUGAUUGCAAUCUUUUCUCCUCCGAAUCUUUCGAUUACAGCGAAAAUGGUAUGUUGUAUGCGAGUAAAAUUUGAAAGUGUCCUUGGGCGAAGCUUGAGUUUAAUUAUUCCACAUGCAACGAUCAAAUAAAUUGUUAGAAAUUAGAAGUAAAAGAUUACGUGUGUACGUUCUGUGUACCAAAACAAAAGGCAUGUUGCUGUUCUUUUACGCCAUAGCGUUGUUCUUGUUUAUGUACGUUUGCGAAGUUCUUUGUUCUCACAUUCCUCUUAACACAUCCCCGACUCUGAACUUUUCUACUUCCAUACGCGUUUUAUUUUUAACCACGAAGUAUGUAAUGAAUGGUAUUUGUAAAUGCGCGAGAGAAAAUUUAUUGUAUUUAAUAGUUUUCUAGUGUUUGUAGUGUUUUGUACAGGAAAUGGCUUUGUUGAGCUACUAAUAAAGCAAAGGAAAUUAAUAUAAUAUAUUUUGUGCUGAAACAGUGCAAAUUGAUUGUGUUUUACGAUUUGUAAAUUGUCAGAUAAUAGAUGCUUUGAAUGUUUCUAAGUAAGACGCAUGAGAGUAAAAAAACAACUUGACUCUGCAACACAGAUACAUAGAAACUUCUACGUUCUUUUUAUAUAUUAUGAAUAAUAUGUCACUUUUGAGUCAUAAAAUGAUAAAGAAGUUGAAAGAAAUUUAUGCAGAUGCAGUUAUUAAGUGCUAUGAUUGUGAAUUAAAGCAAGUUGUAUGAAGUUCUUCCGAUUGUUAUGCUGUAAGAAAUAAAUGAAAAUAUCACUUUCUUUGAAAUGAAGAAAGUAUGUAUGUAUGGCGAAUUGGAACAUGUGCUAAUUUUUUACGUACUUCUAAAUACAAGAUAGUGUGACUGUAAUUAAAUAUUGCAAGUGUUGUUCAUUGUUUAAUUUUCGUGCUCCUAUAAAUGUUUAAGGCUGUAAUUAUUUAUAAUGUUAAAAAUUUAUAAUUAGCUGGUUAAUGUUAAAUUUGUUUUAAAUUUGCUUUCCUGCCUAGUUAUUGAAGAUAUCUUUUUUCCUUCUUUUUUUUCACGGACACGAGUUAACAUGGAGCACAGGUUUUUUGAGCAUGUAUAAAGAAUGAGAAAAAUUUUGCUUCAUCCUGAAGAAAUAAAAAUUCGUAUGUUUCA